UGUGUCCUUUUGUUUUCCUGUCGCACCUGUGAAUUUUGUUUUAAGUCCUCGCUUUAAAAACCCUUUCCUGAUUCCUUCUGUGUACCUGACCCAUCAUUUUAAAUCAUGUUCCAAGGUCACUUUUUGGUUUAUGUGUGGUUCUGGGGAUUGAACCCAGGUCCUUGAGCCUGUUAGGCAAGUGACCUACCUGAGCUACACCCUCAGAGACCCCUGUAAUUUUUUCCCCCUUGGCCACAAGGUCUAAUUGCCAAGGCUGACUUCAAAGGUUCCUCUUCCUCAGCCUCCCUGGUGGCUGGCAUGACAGGCAUGCACCUGGGACUGUCACACUCUAGCCUGUGAUGGGAACUCAUGUGCAUCUGUCCAGGGCUGAGCAUGGUUAUGCAGAGCUGUGCUCCAGGCUCCCUGCAGGGCUGUGGAGGCUUCUGCUGCCCAGCAGCCCUGGUGCCAUGGCCAGUGCUCCUCCCAGCCGAGGGCAGGCAGCUGCCCAUUGCUGUAGGCUGACCUUAUUUUCUUCUUUUUGUACAUGUAACUUUAUCUGGAGUAUGUUGGAUUGUUUUUCAAUUAUGAAACUAACAGGUCCUCUAGAACCUUCAAACAAUUAGUACAAUUCCUAAAGAGUAAGUGAGCAUGCGCAGAAAUUGGGCUAAUGUUUUGGGAAGAAUGAUGUUAGAUGAUAUUUUCAUGGCUUGAGUAUAUCAUCCAACAUGAAGUUACAUUUUAUUACUUACAAAAUAAUAAAAUAAUGAAGCAAUACCAUGGACUGAGCCAAAAUAUAUCCUCAGGAUCUUAGGCAUACUGUAAUAAAUCUGCAUCACUUUGGGUCAUUCCCCUCAUAUUUCCUUUGAGAUAUUUUCUAUGUGAGGCUUAAGAAGAACAGAAUAUUCUAUAAAGAAAACCUUGUGAUCUGUGCAGUAUAAAAUUGAAUGGGUUCAUUCAGAAAUCAGAAAUUCUAUUGAAAGGUAUUUGCCUGAGCCAAAUAAAACCUAUUUCUAGGCGUCCUGGUGAAGACAAGCUUUUAUCUUUAUAUGUCUCAUUGUCUGUGGGUUUGUUGUUGUUGUUGUUAGAAUGAAAUUCAUAAGUUGGCAAACCAUUUUAUCAGAUGUGUAACUAGAUGCCAUUGAAAUUAUCCACUUUUAAAUGGUAGACAUUUUGUAUAUGAACACUGCCUGUCUGCACCUUUUUUAAAAAUAGGUCUGGGCUCAGGAGCCCAAAUACCAAUGGUUAUCUGGAACAUAUUCUUCAGUUUGGCCUAUCCGCCAAUAUGCCCUGAGGUCAUCUGUUCUAUCAUCUUCAUUACCCCUGCUCCCUCACUAGCUUUCAUAGAACCCACAUGCUGUCUAUGAGUCAGGGUCACCAAUCCCACAACAUUUCGUUUGAGUAUCCAAAGUCCCACGUUUCACUUCGCCAUGCCUGACAUAGGCAGUAAUAUUUAUCAGGAAAUGUGAAAUUUUCAAAGAUCCAAUUCUAUGUGCUCCUUUCUCAAAGGGCAUUAGGCAGGGAUAUAGCAUACAUAAAUAUUAAGUAAAGACCAUAGUUUUAAAAAGUCAUAGAUACUUUUUAUUUUGGAGGAGGUAUGAUUUAAUAGGGAAUUCCAACAGCUACGUAAUAGUGAAAUGGUAAGUCUUCCAUCCAUUUUAUUUUAUUGUUUCUGAUGAUUUUUAUGAGUAAGGAUAAUAUACUUCCUUGUUCCAAUGCAGAUGUUGCCCACUUCUGUGAAUGGAUGCACGGUGUCACCUGCUACUUGGAUGUCUGCAUGUUGUGCUUGACACUAAUAUCGUACUUGGUAGGUGGCAGAAAGUCAAUACUGAAGUUAAGCUCUUGUGUUCUAGCAGCUGUGCUGAAGAUCCUUGGUGUGCCACCUUCUGCAAUCCAUGUUGCUCUCUUCAUGUUCCUUAUUGACUUCCUGGUGAUGAGCAUCAUGGUCUCCUGGUCUUUGAGAAUGGCCAAGCAUUGCUCUGUGAAUGUGGAAGACAGUCAUGUGGAAGGCUCCAGGGAGGAGGGAUCAUUGAUCAUGUACUCUAAUCCAUGUGCCUCUUUAAUGACCUGUUUUUCUUCUUGGGUUUUAAGGGAGACAGUGCCCUCAAACACUUCUGUGCAGCUGGGAAUGCAGGCUUCUGCUUCACCUUGAAGGAAGCAUUAAUGAUUCCUUUCCAGAAGACAUGAGAAGAGAGAAGUGAGCCUCUGGUAUCAUGCAGAUUCCUUGCAUUGCCCAUGGGCUAGAAGAGAGAAGAGUUGCUUCAUGAGAUUUGAUCCCCUUUUUCCUGAAAAGUUCCACACACAGGGUGAAAAUGAUCAGAACACGGAGGAGCCCUUCAGGGUACAGAGCCUUGAAUCUUACAGGCAGGACCAGCUUAGGAAUGAGCUCCUGCCUGACAUUUGUGGGAGGAACCUACAUUUCAGCAGCAACAUGGGGUUAAUCUCCUGGGAUUUCAUCCCCACCCAGCAGGUGCUGGAUCUCUUGUUCCCAAGUGCCUCACCUUCCUUCCCGGGGACCUGGGUGGACUUCUACACCGAGGCUUCCCAUUAGCCUCCAGGCUCUCUGAGUCUGCAGCUGCUGCUGCCAUCCAUGUGGCUCCUUCUGGGUAGCUUGAACCUGCAGCAACAAGCACACCACCUGCUGGCCCAGACUGAAGAUGGCAAAUCAAGCCAGGCAGAGCCUGAGAGCCAGGCGGACUGGGCUACAAGCUCAGUUCCUGUCAUGGCUCCUAAGCCAACACCAGAGCCAGAGCCUUCUCCCUGGGAAGGGGCAGAGCCAGAGUCCAGGACAUCAGGGGUCUCCACUAGGAACUCCUCACGGCCCCAGUACAACAAGCGGGUGGGAGGCAGCUGCCUCAUUCACGUCUACCUGGAAAACGAAAGGACAACAAAGUAUAAGAGCAUCCUGGUGACCUGCCAGGACAGGGUUCCAGUCAUUAUCCGCAGGGCCCUAGAUGCACACUUGCUCCAGCAGGAGGAUCCAGAAAACUUUGAGCUUCUGCAAAUUGUCUCGAACCAUCAGAAGCUGAGGAUCCCUGCUGAUGGGAAACGUAUAUUAUGCCCUGGAUGGCAGAGUGGAUUAUAACUUUCUUCUUCGGGAAACAGCUGCCAGCAAGUGGUUCAAGGUCAAGCCAAAGGAGUUCUUGGAGCCUUCUAUGGCAGUGGCAUCCAGGAUCCCAGCAGCUGUGAGCAGCAGCUCUGCAGUGGCUGCAGGACCAUUGCCCCAGGCCACCCAAAGCAAUGAGUGCUGCAUGAGAAAAGUCACCAGUAGCAGCUCCUCACUGCUUCACUCCAGCGAGCAGGUGGAAGACAGCCGCUUGGUUCACGUCCUCCUAGAGGGACAGAGCCAGAGGGACACAAAGCGCAUCCUGGUGACCUGUCAGGAGAGGGUGACGAGCCUCAUCCGCAGGGCCUUGGACCAAAAUUUGUUGCAGCAUGAGGAUGUGGACAACUUUGAGCUGCUGAGAAUGAUGUCUCUGCAUGAGAAAAUCAAGGUCCCUGACCACUCACUCAUGUAUCUGUCCAUGAAUCCGCGAAUAAAAUAUCAUUUCAUCGUGAGGAAACUCCCCCAGGUCAAGGGAAAGGAGUUCUCAGAAUCAACCUGCAAGUCCUCCAGGCCGCUUUCCCACAAGCUGGUGGGAGACACCUGCUUAAUUCGUGUCCACUUAGAAACACAAAGUCCAAAGAUGGCCAAGACUGUCCUGGUAAGCCUGGGAGCAGGGGUGUCCCCUGGUGCUUCCACCUGGGUGGGGAACAGACACUGGCCCAAGACCAUGGACUACUCAUGCCCUCUUGAAUUUGGAGCUUCUGGAUGAUCAGGAGGAUAGACGGGAAUCAAGAAGGGAGAGGUCAGUGUGAAGGGCCGGAGCUGAGAUGAGGGAGAGCAGCAGCUUGUCCACCACCAUGUCUGAGGGAGUCUGUGUGUCGGGUGGAAGCAUGCAGUCUGGAAGGGCAGGGGCAGGUAUGGGUGACAGAUGAGACUAGGACAGGACCUAGGCUGCAGGUUCCCCUGUAUGGGAUGCUGGCGUCCAUGGAGGAGGACAGCAGUAUGAGGUUCUGCAUGUUCCUUGAACAAGGAGCUGACAGGGUCUGUCUGCAGAGUCGAUAUGGAUGUAGAGCAAGCACACUAAAUGUCCAGGUAACCUGCAGGACAGGAGCCCUUUCCAAUGACCACCCUUGCCGGAUGAGGUGUCCUCCUACACCCCAGCCAGCACUGAGCCUCUGGAGGCCAGGAGCUCUCGUGGCUAUCUUUCAGCACUCCUGUGUGUGGUCAUGUUCCUGGGUCUAUUUUGGGCCCUGGCAAUCCAGACCAAAGCCUCUAGGUUUUGUGCCGGGGCUACCCCAAAUGCCGCCUGCAUCCUCAGGCAGACCUGGGAUCUUGGAGGCCACUGUCCCAUUCCUCCCAACUUGUGGGAUGAGAUUCCAUGUGUAUACAGGUAGUGGGGUCCUUUCACCUCGAGUGGAGUGCGGCUCCACAAAGAGCAAUGGCAGGUCCAGGCAGUCCUAUGUACAAGGAUUGGCCAGUAGCUUAUGGGAAGAGCCCACGCGAUGAGCAGGAGGCCAGCCUCAGGUGGUAGGGUCAUGGAUGUUGCCUUUGUAUUUAGAGUUGAGGUGCCUCCAUAAUGCCUCUGCCCACUGUCCUUGAGUAGUCACUUCAAGGCCCAUUUCCUGAAGGCCUGUCUCCCAUGCUG
Marmota monax (woodchuck) is the source of this 4667-nucleotide messenger RNA. RefSeq names its product ral guanine nucleotide dissociation stimulator-like. Gene Ontology annotation, biological process: signal transduction. Bases 3018 to 3791 code for a protein of 257 amino acids. The transcript is spliced from 10 exons. NCBI's taxonomy places the organism in Eukaryota, Metazoa, Chordata, Mammalia, Rodentia, Sciuridae. The record is from RefSeq and is a predicted model, not a curated record.